AAAAAAAAAGACUGUCGGGGCGUUAGCCAGCUAGCUAGCUAGCAUAUCCAACUAGCCGUAGUAGUAGCCGCAGCUAACAUUAGCAUUAGCAUCACACGACAAGGAUGAUAGCGCUAAUCAACAAACUGCUGGACUGGUUCAAGGCGCUCUUCUGGAAGGAGGAGAUGGAGCUGACCCUGGUGGGGCUGCAGUACUCCGGGAAAACGACCUUCGUCAAUGUGAUAGCGUCUGGGCAGUUCAGUGAAGACAUGAUUCCUACAGUUGGAUUCAACAUGAGGAAGAUCACUAAGGGCAACGUCACCAUCAAGUUGUGGGAUAUUGGAGGUCAGCCUCGGUUCAGGAGCAUGUGGGAGCGUUACUGUCGAGGAGUCAGCGCUAUCGUUUACAUGGUGGACGCAGCAGACCCGGAGAAAAUCGAAGCCUCCAAGAACGAACUCCACAACCUGCUGGACAAACCGCAGCUGCAAGGAAUUCCUGUUUUGGUUCUGGGCAAUAAGAGAGACCUACCAGGAGCUCUGGAUGAGAAGGAGCUCAUAGAGAGGAUGAACCUGUCAGCCAUCCAGGACAGAGAGAUCUGCUGCUACUCCAUCUCCUGCAAGGAGAAAGACAACAUCGACAUCACUCUCCAGUGGUUGAUCCAACACUCCAGGACUAAGAGGAGUUCCUGAGAACAAGCAAGCCCCCAGCCGAACUGGCCCGGCCCACCCACCCUAACACAUCUUCUCUCUUUGAUAAUCCCCACCUCCACCAUCCCACCUACCCCACCCUUACAUUAAUACCUCCCAACUCCCAGUUUCCCUCACCCCUCCACCUCAGGAUGCAUUGAUACCUCUGGGUUUUUGUGUUUUUUGUAUUGAAGUAUUGAGUGAAGUAUCAAGCUGUGACACCCAGAAGCAGGCGGAACACGUCAGAAACCAAAGCAAAACCUCCUGAUCAUCUGUCUGUUUCCUCAUGUAGACGAACACGUUCAAUCUCCAUCAGUUCAUGUCAGGGUUGAAGAAUCUCCAGUGAUUUUAAAAUUACUACAUGCCUGAAAAAAGUAACUCUCUUCCUGGGACUCCCAGGCUUUUUCUCACCAUAAAUGAAAUGCAAUUCAUUUUUGUUUAUGUGGUGGUUGAACAGUAAUUCCUCUUCAUAUAUUGAGAUGGAAAAAACGCAGCGACAGCCAUACAGAAUCAUCUUAUCAUGUUCUCUAACAUUGUGAGUUUUAGUACGUCUUACCGUUUGGGCUUCAGGUGGUCCCGCGGCCAAACGGAGCUUUUCACAUCCAUGUGACCGCGAGGGUUCGUGUGAUAUGAACUUUCAUCAUCUGCCCAUUUCUUUGAGGGUCAGCAGACCGUUCGCUUGCAGCUCAAAGUUUCUGACUGCGUGACUGUAUGAAUGGACUAUAUGUGCUGAGAAAUAUGUGUGAACACAUGCAAGUGUGCAGACACCCGGAGUAGUGUAAACAUACAGUGACUGCAAUCUAUUUGGACUCUAUCUGGCUGAAGUGGCAGAGAGAAAAUGUGUUACAUGCAGCCGUGCCGGUGUGCUGGUUCUGAGGUUUGAGGACCUUUGUUGAACAUUUAGUUGUAAUGUUCGGGUGAUUGUCCACACCUGUCGGGUGCCACUGCGUCCCGCAGAUUUGAUUAAACCACUUGUUGAACCGCCUGCACAGUUUUUAUUUACAGAUUUUGCACUCAGCUGUGUCUGGACUUACGUUUCCACGGCUGAACAGUAAGCUGCUAUUUUAGCAUGAAAAGUCGGCGGAAGAAACCUCUGCAGCCACGUUAUUGAAAUACUAAUAACAGUAAUACUAGUGAAAAGGUGACAUUUAUAUCUGUGACAGUUCCAUCGAAGUGUUAAUGAGGUUUCUCUGUUUCAGUGCAUACAAUAAUCUGCGGUGCACCAGCACACAAGUGCACAUGCUGAAAAACUCCUGAAGGUAUUUUUCCUGGGAAGCAGGAGCAGACUUUGAUGGGAAUUCGCAGCAAAUACCAGGACAUCAAUUAACAGUAUUUAGCCUGAGUUCAUAUCAGUGACCCUGAAUUAACGGCUGACAUAUGCUUUUCUGCUGGGCUGUUUCACAGGUUACAGCACUGACACCCAGUGGCAAAUGGAAUUUAUUUAUACAAUAGUUAAUGUGUUUGUUCAACCAAAUUAAAGAAGGAAAAAUUGGUAACGGGGAGUUUUUCCUCACUAGAAAAUUCUCCCUAAAAAUCUGCGGUUUAUCCAGAGUAACCAGAACACUAUUCCUGUAAAGAAGCUUUUUAAAGUGGAAUUUUUCAACGCUGUGAUCGGCACAAACUAAAUUCCAAUUAAUUCCAUUUACCUAGUUUGUAUCUAGCUGAAGACAGACAUCUGAAAACCUGGAGGAAUAAAACCAGAACCGUCUGCACGGAUCGAGACUGUCAGACGAAAGAGAGAAGAUGUGUUUAUUUGUUAAUUUGGGUCAGCAGUUGUUUUUUUUUUUUUUAAACUUUCAGUCUGUAUCACUUAAAAACAUCCACCAGUCACAUCGGUGUUUUAUACUGGCAACAGAAAAGUGGUAUCAGUGCAUCUUUACAGAUCCACACAUCAACCUCCAUUAUAAUCUGUGUUUUUAAAUUGGUGGGGAUCCUAAACUAAACGUCUCUUUGUUUGUUUGUCAUCAAAUUGUCAGCCAUUUUGACUUUGAAUCACCAUAACUGUCAAAAAGGGGACAAACGGAUUUCUUUUUUUUCUUAAUUUAUUGUAAUGGUCAUAAAAUCCCACAUUUAGCAUUAGCCAGUUAGCUGGAGCCUGUUUUGUGGAUCUGUUUUCUCCCUCAGAUUUUCCCAUGAUCCUCCUCUCCCGAAACCCCACCUUCGUCAUCUUUUAGCCAGUAACCACAAAUCUGCCACCAUCAUUUCCCUGCUCCUCCUUUUCCGCCUGUUACUUUCCAGUCCUCCCUU
Xiphias gladius (swordfish) is the source of this 2912-nucleotide messenger RNA. Its product is annotated as ADP-ribosylation factor-like protein 8A. Gene Ontology annotation, molecular function: GTP binding; GTPase activity. Gene Ontology annotation, biological process: anterograde axonal transport; protein transport. Lineage: Eukaryota; Metazoa; Chordata; Actinopteri; Istiophoriformes; Xiphiidae. Gene Ontology annotation, cellular component: lysosomal membrane. The coding region runs from base 105 to 668 and encodes 187 amino acids. The transcript is spliced from 7 exons. The record is from RefSeq and is a predicted model, not a curated record.